AUGUCAGAGAUUGUACCUGCAGAACCCAUUGAAGGCAUCUACUUCGAGCGAGGAGAGACGUCAACAGCAUCAGCAUCGGCAUCAGAGACACCCCAUGUCACGUUGGCCAUCACCAAUGGCAGCAACAACGAUGAAUAUGCUCCUGAACCCUUUGACAGUGAAAGGUUGCCAACAGUUUUUGCUUCUGAAAUUCAAAGGUUCCUUCGAGUGGCUAACUUACUCGGCAAGGAGGAGCCUCGUGUUGCAUAUCUUUGCCGUGUUCAUGCCUUUGUGAUUGCACACAACUUGGACAAAAAUUCUAGUGGAAGGGGUGUUAGACAAUUCAAAACUUCACUACUUCAUCGACUUGAACAGGAUGAGCACGAUACAAAAAAGAGGGGAACAAGUGAUAUUCGUGAACUUAAGCAUGUUUACCGUGCCUAUAGGGAUUAUUAUAUCAGACAUGAUAAAGCAUUCGAUCUAGAACAAAGUCGAAGAGAGAAAUUGAUAAAUGCACGAGAUAUUGCUUCAGUUCUGUUUGAGGUACUCAAGACAGUUACGGAUCCAACUGCUACUCAGGCACUUAUUCAAGGAAAUGCAAUCCAUAGAAAAACUGAAUUUAACAUUCUUCCACUGGAGCAAGGAGGCAUUCAACAUGCAAUUAUGCAGCAGACUGAGAUUAAGGCUGCCAUUGCAGUUAUUCGCAAUGUUCGUGGUUUACCCCCAGCCCAAGAUUUCAAGAAGCACGGAGCCUUUUUGGAUCUAUUUGAUUUUCUUCACCAUUGCUUUGGAUUUCAGGAAGCCAAUGUUGCCAACCAAAGGGAACAUCUUAUUCUACUCCUAGCCAAUAUGCAGACUCGUCAAACUCACGACCAGAAAUCUUUUUUGAAGUUAGGGGAAGGAGGUGUGGAUGAACUGAUGAGAAAGUUUUUCAAAAACUAUACCAACUGGUGUAAGUUUUUAGAAAGGAAAAGCAAUAUCCGUUUACCUUUUGUGAAACAGGAAGCCCAACAAUAUAAAAUUUUGUACAUUGGGCUUUACCUGCUCAUUUGGGGGGAGGCAGCUAAUUUGCGGUUCAUGCCGGAAUGUCUCUGCUAUAUUUUUCAUCAUAUGGCAUAUGAAUUGCAUGGAAUUUUAAGUGGUGCUAUCAGCUUAACAACAUGGGAAAAAGUCAUGCCUGCAUAUGGAGGAGAACCAGAGUCUUUCCUUAUCAAUGUUGUCACACCAAUAUACAAUGUUAUAAGCAAGGAAGUUGCCAAUAGCAACGGUGGGGCAGCUGAUCAUUCUGUAUGGAGAAACUAUGAUGAUCUGAAUGAAUAUUUUUGGUCCCCUGAUUGUUUCAAAAUUGGUUGGCCCAUGCGUGAGGAUCAUGACUUUUUCUUUGUAAGAGAUAGAAAGAAACCAAAACCAGAUGUCAAGAAUGACCCAGAUGCGUCAUCUAGUAAAACCAAAGAGAAGAAAAAGAGAGAAAAGAGGGAUGAAGAAGAACCAGAGGCCAUUAUAAUAAUUGCUUGUCAUGACCUGGGAUCUCCAAUACAGUUGUUUGAUGCAAUAGUAUUUGAGGACAUAAUUAGCAUCUUCAUUACCUCUGCAAUUCUUAAACUAAUUCAAGGUUCCCAUGUUUUUGUCACAGCAAUUUUAGACAUUGCAUUUUUGUGGAAAGCAAGAUAUACCAUGGAAUAUUCUCAAAAGGUGAAACUAGUGAUGAAGCUGAUCUUAGCCGUUAUAUGGACUAUUGUUCUUCCUGUUUGCUAUGCUAAUUCGAGAAGAAAAUAUACCUGUUAUUCCACAAAGUAUGGAAGCUUGAUUGAGGAAUGGUGCUUUACUUCCUAUAUGGUUGCUGCUGCAAUAUACCUGACAACUAAUGCAGUUGAAGUUGUGUUAUUUUUUGUCCCUGCUGUUGCCAAGUAUAUUGAGGUCUCUAAUUACAAGAUAUGCAGAGUUUUAUCUUGGUGGACUCAGCCUAGAAUUUAUGUUGGUCGAGGGAUGCAAGAAGACCAGAUAAAACCACUCAUAGCACCUACCAGACAGAUUAUGAAAAUUGGGGUACAGUAUGAAUGGCAUGAGCUUUUUCCGAAAGUCAAGAGUAAUGCUGGUGCAAUUAUAGCUGUAUGGAGCCCUGUAGUAAUUAUAAGGACACUCGGAAUGCUGAGAAGUAGAUUUGACUCCUUACCUUCAGCAUUUAAUGUCUGUUUGAUCCCACCAUCUUCCAAACGUGGUAAAAAGAAAAGAAAAGGUCUCCUCAGCAAUAUAUUUCAAAAGUUGCCGGAUGAAAAAAAUGCCACUGCCAAAUUUGUUGUAGUAUGGAAUCAAAUUGUAAAUCAACUACGUCUUGAAGACUUGAUCAGUAAUAGAGAGAUGGAUUUGAUGAUGAUGCCUGUGUCCUCAGAAUUGUUUUCUUCCAAGGUUCGAUGGCCUGUUUUCCUCUUGGCAAAUAAGUUUUCUACAGCUUUGACCAUUGCUAAAGAUUUUGAGGGAAAGGAAGAGACUCUUGUCAAGAAAAUUACAAAAGACAAAUACAUGUUUUAUGCUGUAAGAGAGUGCUACCAGUCGCUAAAAUAUGUUCUUGAAAUUCUGGUUGAGGGUAGCAUGGAGAAAAGGAUCAUAUGUGAUAUACUAAGCGAAAUUGAAAAGAAUAUCCAAGAAACAAAUCUUCUAAAGAACUUCAACAUGAAAGUUCUCCCAGCCCUACAUGCUAAGGUCGUUGAGCUAGCUGAACUUCUGAUGGAGGGAGAAAAAGACCAUCAGCACAAAAUUGUGAAAGCCCUGCUAGAUAUAUUUGAAUUGGUAACAAAUGAUAUGAUGGUUGAUUCCAGAAUAUUGGAAAUGUUCCACUUUCCCGAUCAAAAUGAGUGUGGCUUUGUCUAUUUUAGAAAUGAUGAUCAACUAUUUGACACCGUGGAAAAGAAUAGGGAUUUCUAUCCAUUUUCCAAUGAGAAUUCUAUCCAAUUUCCAUUGCCAGAAAAUGGUCCUAUGAUGGAAAAGAUCAAGCGUUUUCAUUUGCUGCUUACAGUCAAAGAAGCAGCAAUGGAUGUUCCUGCAAACUUAGAUGCUCGAAGGCGCAUAUCAUUCUUUGCUACUUCACUGUUUACAGAUAUGCCUGAUGCUCCAAAAGUUCAUAAUAUGAUGCCAUUCUGUGUUAUAACUCCACAUUACAUCGAGGACAUUAAUUUUUCGCUUAAGGAGCUUGGUUCAGAUAAAGAGGAGGACUCCAUCAUCUUCUACAUGCAAAAGAUAUAUCCAGAUGAAUGGAAAAAUUUUUUGGAACGAAUGGGUUGUGAAAACCGUCUAUGUUUAGAAGAUGAACACAAGAUAGAAGAUCUUAGACUGUGGGCUUCAUUCCGUGGCCAGACACUAAGCAGAACAGUUAGAGGGAUGAUGUACUACAGAGAAGCCUUAAAAUUACAAGCAUUUCUUGAUAUGGCUGAAGAAGAAGAUAUUCUUGAGGGUUAUGAGACUGCUGAAAGAGGUAACCGUGCACUGUUUGCUCGUCUAGAAGCACUAGCAGACAUGAAGUACACCUAUGUUAUUUCCUGUCAGUCAUUUGCAUCACAAAAGGCUAUGAACGAUCCACGUUAUCAAGAUAUGAUCGACUUGAUGACAAGGUAUCCAUCCCUUCGUGUUGCUUAUGUUGAGGAAAAGGAGAAGAUAGUGCAGGGUAAAACUCACAAAGUAUAUUCAUCUAAACUGGUUAAAGUUGUCAAUGGUUUUGAGCAGACAAUAUAUCAAAUAAAACUACCAGGUCCACCGCAUCUUGGAGAAGGGAAGCCUGAAAACCAAAACAAUGCAAUAAUAUUCACGCGUGGUGAAGCACUCCAAACAAUUGAUAUGAAUCAAGAUAAUUACUUGGAGGAAGCUCUAAAGAUUAGAAACCUUCUCCAAGAAUUUCUUCGGCGCCAAGGAAGGCGUCCUCCUACAAUACUUGGCUUAAGGGAACACAUUUUCACAGGAAGUGUGUCUUCUCUGGCAUGGUUCAUGUCAUAUCAAGAGACCAGCUUUGUCACUAUUGGUCAAAGGCUUCUAGCUAACCCUCUCAGGGUGCGGUUCCACUAUGGCCAUCCAGAUGUAUUUGAUAGGGUUUUUCAUAUCACACGUGGAGGAAUAAGCAAAGCAUCUAAAACAAUUAACUUGAGUGAGGAUGUUUUUGCUGGAUUUAAUUCAACUUUAAGACGGGGAUGUAUUUCCUACCAUGAAUACUUGCAAAUUGGCAAAGGUCGUGAUGUAGCUCUUAACCAGAUCUCAAAAUUUGAAGCUAAGGUAGCAAAUGGAAACUGUGAGCAGACUAUAAGCCGUGACAUAUUCCGCCUUGGGCGGCAAUUCGAUUUUUUCCGGAUGCUGUCAUGCUAUUUCACUACAAUUGGAUUUUACUUCAGCAGCUUGAUUUCAGUGAUAGGAAUCUAUGUAUUUCUCUACGGGCAGCUAUACCUGGUGCUUAGUGGGUUGGAAAGAGCACUUGUCGUUGAGGCUCGUCUCAAGAAUGUGCAAUCCUUAGAAACAGCUCUUGCCUCCCAGUCAUUCAUACAACUUGGACUUCUGACAGGCUUGCCAAUGGUGAUGGAAAUAGGACUUGAGAAAGGUUUCCUCACAGCUUUAAAGGACUUUGUCCUUAUGCAAUUGCAGCUGGCUGCGGUUUUCUUCACUUUCGCCCUUGGCACAAAAACACAUUACUAUGGCCGAACUCUUUUGCAUGGGGGUGCAAAGUACAGACCAACUGGACGUAAAGUUGUCUUCCAUGCUAGCUUCACAGAGAAUUAUAGAUUGUAUUCAAGAAGCCACUUUGUUAAGGCAUUUGAGUUAUUGCUGUUGUUGAUUGUUUAUAACAUGUUCAGGAGGUCCUACCAAAGUAGCAUGGCAUAUGUGUUGAUAACAUAUGCCAUUUGGUUCAUGUCUCUUACUUGGUUGUGUGCACCUUUCCUUUUUAACCCUGCUGGGUUCAGUUGGACCAAGACAGUAGAUGACUGGAAAGAGUGGAAUAAGUGGAUCAGACUACAGGGUGGUAUUGGAAUUCAACAAGAUAAAAGUUGGCAUUCUUGGUGGCAUGAUGAGCAAACUCAUCUUCGUUGGUCAGGUCUUGCUUCUAGGUUGGCUGAAAUAUUGCUUUCUCUCCGUUUUUUCAUUUACCAGUAUGGUCUGGUCUAUCAUCUAGACAUCUCUCAGCAUAGCAAAAAUUUUCUGGUUUAUGUCCUUUCAUGGAUUGUGAUUGUAGCAAUUUUCCUCUUGGUGAAGGCUGUUAACAUGGGAAGGCAACUACUCAGUGCUAAUCAUCAGCUUGGAUUCAGACUUUUCAAAGCAUUCUUGUUCCUGGCUGUCCUUGCCCUCAUCUUUACUCUUUCUAUUAUAUGUGAAUUGUCAUUGAUGGACCUUUUUGUUUGCUGUCUAGCAUUCUUGCCAACUGCAUGGGGAAUGAUACUGAUUGCACAAGCUGUAAGGCCAAAGAUAGAGCACACAGGGUUGUGGGACUUCACACGUGCACUUGCAAGAGAAUUUGAUUAUGGAAUGGGGAUAGUUCUUUUCGGACCUAUAGCUAUUUUGGCUUGGUUACCAAUCAUUAAAGCCUUCCAUGCUCGCUUUCUUUUCAAUGAGGCAUUCAAAAGGCACUUGCAAAUCCAACCAAUUCUAUCAGGAAAAAAGAAGCACAGGACUUGA
This is a messenger RNA of Sphenostylis stenocarpa, 5625 nucleotides long. Lineage: Eukaryota; Viridiplantae; Streptophyta; Magnoliopsida; Fabales; Fabaceae. The record is from the annotation of a GenBank genome assembly.